AGAUUGUAAAGCGACACAGUAUUGUUAGAUCUCGAAGUGGUGCAGUGGUCCAAAAUGUUUGGAUACCAAAAUAUUUUCGUUUUAGCUUGCCUUGGGUUGGCGCUCAGUGAAGCGGCAUUUGUCGACACGCUACACAAAUGUGAUUAUAAAGAUCGCGAAUGUCAAAAGAAAGUCAUCCAAACCAUGCUUGUGAGCAUCUCCGAGACUGGUAUCCCGGAAUAUGACAUUCCUCCCAUCGACCCUUUACAUGUAGAAAAUAUGAAGCUUAACUUACUAAACGUCAUAGACCUCACGAUCCUUGAGGGAACGAUUAAGGGUAUAAAAAACUGCGAAGUCAACGAUUUGAAGCUGAACAUGGAAAAGGGUCGCUUCACAAUUAAGCUUACUUGUGAUAUAUCAGCAAAGGGGAAAUACGACAUAACUGGAUCUAGCCCCGCUUUGAAGGAAUUGGUUGGCGGCAACAGCGUCAGAGGCAGCGGGAACGCUAAAAUCAAAAUUGAAAAAGUAUCGAUCAAACUUGACUACACAAUUGAAGUAGUACGGCGUCCGGAUGGUGAAGUUUACAUCGAAUGUAAGAAAGACCUGGCUAAAUACGAUUACGAAUUGCUUGGCGGUAGCAAAUUGCAGCUUGAAAAGUUGUACGUUGGAGACGUAGAAUCGAGCCAACUUCUUUCAACUUACUAUAAUGAAAACGCGAAGACCUUAUGGAAAACCUUUGGAAGAACUGUAAUGGAUUCAGUGGCGGACAUGGCUUAUCAGUUCAUACACAAUUUCUUCGGACAAGUGCCUACCAAAUACUACCUCUCUGGCGAUCUUACACCGUUUAUCAAGACAUAAACAAAGUGACCUGUUAAAUAUAUGUUAAAUAAAAUAUAUUUUAUUUUUAA
Molecule: messenger RNA, 887 nt
Organism: Colias croceus (clouded yellow)
Lineage: Eukaryota; Metazoa; Arthropoda; Insecta; Lepidoptera; Pieridae
Product: protein takeout-like
Exons: 5
Coding region: 55-837 (260 amino acids)
Source: RefSeq, a predicted model, not a curated record